CACUGAACCAGGCGGUUCAAUCACAGCACUGAAACAUUAUCAACGUGAAUAUGGACAGGGAGAUCAGGAUCGUCAGGACUGCUUCGUUCUUAACUGUUAACGGGAAUACAUCAGCUGCCUGCAGACAUUUUCUCUGAAUUUUCUUGACCCUUGGCUGUGGGGUUGUGAGCAGCUACCAUGACAUACAGCAACUCCAGCUCUCUGACAGCCAACCUCAGUGGGGCUCUGGAUGGCUACAACUCUGGAGGAAACCUUUACCGGCCAUUUUCCGUUUUCAGUGUCCUCACUCUCACUUUACUGGCAAUGCUGGUGGUGGCCACCUUCGUGUGGAACUUGUUGGUGCUGGUGACCAUCCUGAGGGUGAGGACAUUCCACCGGGUGCCCCACAACUUGGUUGCCUCCAUGGCCAUAUCGGAUGUGAUGGUAGCCGCGCUGGUUAUGCCGCUUAGCCUGGUCCACGAGCUAAAUGGCAGGCUGUGGAAACUCGGACGAGUGCUCUGUCAGGUGUGGAUCUCGUUCGACGUGCUCUGCUGCACGGCCAGCAUCUGGAACGUGACAGCCAUAGCUCUGGACCGCUACUGGUCUAUCACCAGGCACCUGGAGUACACGCUCAAGACUCGAAAAAAGAUCUCGAACGUGAUGAUUGCCCUUACAUGGCUGCUAUCUUCCAUAAUCUCCCUGUCACCGCUCUUUGGCUGGGGAGAGACGUAUUCAGAAGGGAUGAAGUGUCAAGUGAGCCAAGAACCAUCCUACACCAUCUUCUCCACCUUUGGGGCUUUUUACCUCCCACUUUGUGUGGUUCUGUUUGUCUACUGGAAGAUCUACAAAGCUGCCAAGUUUCGGAUCGGCUCUCGGAAGACAAACACAAUCACACCCAUGGCUGAGGUAAAGGAAGAAGCCCAACAGCCGCAGAUGGUGUUUACCGUUCGCCAUGCAACCGUGACCUUCCAGACAGAUGGGGACACAUGGCGGGAGCAGAAGGAGAAAAAGGCAGCACUUAUGGUUGGCAUUUUGAUCGGCGUGUUUGUGCUUUGCUGGAUCCCUUUCUUUAUCACCGAGCUCAUUGUGCCACUGUGCUCUUGUGACAUCCCACCAAUUUGGAAGAGCAUCUUUCUUUGGCUGGGAUACUCAAAUUCCUUUUUUAACCCACUUAUUUACACUGCCUUUAAUAAGAACUACAACAACGCCCUAAGGAACCUCUUCUCCCGACAGCGCUGAGCCGGUCUGUUCGCUUGGCGGUCGUGCUGCACCAGCUCGCACAGUUCCCCCCCCCGGCCAAACUGAUCUGUCUGUCAUUUCAUCAUCUCAUCAAAUAGGUGAUAACCAGAAACUGUGUCUAAGAAGCUUUAGUCGGCAUCAGUACUGUUAUUGUCAAUGUGUUUUGUUUAUUAAUAUGGAGAGAAAACGUCUGUCUCCAUUUUUAAAGUGAGGAAAUUAUUUGACAGACGCCGGAAAAAGGUAUUUGGCACCUUACAGAUUUCUUCUGUUCUUGCUUUUUUGUGACUUGUAUAUGUUUCAGAACAUCAUACAUGUUUUAAUACCAAUAUUGCCACAGUAUUCAAAGACAGGCAGUUUUCAAAUGAUGAUUUUGUUUAUGGCAGUAUUUUAAAAAGCAAUGCAAAUUAUUAUUUCCCUAUGGGAAGAAGUAACCACCCACCUUGCUAAAUUAUGAAUUAAAACUGAUUAACCACAAUUCAAUUUCACUAGCCAGACCUGGUUUCUGCGAGACAGAAUCAAAAACAGCACUUCAAUAGAAACUGUUGGACAGCAUGACGUAGGCUAGAAGGUCUCAAAAGCAACACAUCAUGCCUCAGUCCAAACAAAUUCUAGAACAGAUGAAAAACAAAUUCAGCAUUAUUAUCGAUAUGUCUGAAAAGGGUUAUAAAGCCAUUUCUAAGACUUUGUGACUCCAGCAAAUCACUGUGAGAGCUAUUGUUCACAAAUGAAGAAAACAUGCAGGUGUAGGCAUAGAGACACCCCCAAGAUGUGAUAUUAUACCUGUUUCAGGUCAUACUGUGCUACCAGCAGUAAAUUGUGUUUUCAACAGAAUAUCUGACAAAUUAUAUGACAAUAAAGAGACAAAUUAUUCUUUUCUGCUAGCUGACAUAUUAAAAAAGUGGAGUUAUCACUUUUAUGACAAGCUUUGAUUAAGCAGCAUAUUAUGGUGACACUUUAUUUAAAGACACGAUUCUGAACUGAAACCUAAUUUUGAAGACGCCAUGCCAUAAUAAUUCUUUCCUAUAACAAUGUUAAUAUUUGAAUGUAUUAUUAUUCGAUUGUUAAAUACUUCAGAGAAUUUUUCUCUUACUUUGUGUAAAAUGUUUCCUUUUUGAUGAGGAUAGAUUUUGUAACCCGACCCCUAUGUCACAUAUUCAGUAUGUGUCUGCUGCUGUUUUGAUUUGCCCUUGCUGAUCUGAACUUCCGGAAAGAGAGAUACUUUUUUCUAGCUGAGAAGCUAGAUUGAUGUCUUUGAUGGAUGACUUCAACAAGACAAUGUCGUCUGUUGAACUUUCUUAUCAAUUGCUCCCACAUAAUUGGAGAAAACGCUGUUUGUGUCAGCCCUUUCUGCUUUAUUUCUGUUUCUGCGUGUUGCAUUCUAAUGUAGGGAAACUUGCCAAAGCAUCCUCCCCUUUUGCUGAUAGCAGCAUCAGCCCAAGUGUGGCAUGCAGCCACGAACACCUGUGCUUAAACAGAGAAAGAUAUGCCUGCCACUCUGAGAAACAUUUUUCUUGGUCAACUCAAAGGAUUUUUCAGCCGUAUUUCCCAGCUUUGAAAGAGGUGGUGGUUAGAUACGGGAGCAUGCUGCUAGCAUGUGACCCCCUGGAUGAAAGAGAUUACAGGUCCUUCUCAAAAUAUUAGCAUAUUGUGAUAAAGUUCAUUAUUUUCCAUAAUGUCAU
Girardinichthys multiradiatus is the source of this 2897-nucleotide messenger RNA. It is a transcript of the gene htr5ab, whose product is annotated as 5-hydroxytryptamine (serotonin) receptor 5A, genome duplicate b. The transcript has 3 exons. Bases 178 to 1218 code for a protein of 346 amino acids. Gene Ontology annotation, biological process: adenylate cyclase-activating adrenergic receptor signaling pathway. Gene Ontology annotation, cellular component: plasma membrane. Gene Ontology annotation, molecular function: G protein-coupled serotonin receptor activity. Lineage: Eukaryota; Metazoa; Chordata; Actinopteri; Cyprinodontiformes; Goodeidae. The record is from RefSeq and is a predicted model, not a curated record.